AGAGCAGAUAUAGCUGUUGCCCCACUGACUAUAACACUGGUCCGAGAAGAAGUCAUAGAUUUUUCCAAACCCUUUAUGAGCCUGGGCAUUUCUAUCAUGAUCAAGAAGCCCCAGAAAUCUAAACCGGGGGUCUUCUCCUUUCUGGAUCCUUUGGCCUAUGAAAUUUGGAUGUGUAUAGUCUUUGCUUACAUUGGCGUCAGCGUAGUUCUCUUUCUAGUCAGCCGAUUCAGUCCUUACGAGUGGCAUUUGGAAGACAACCAGGAAGAGCCGCGGGACCCUCAAAACCCUCCUGACCCUCCCAAUGAAUUUGGAAUAUUUAACAGCCUUUGGUUUUCCCUGGGUGCCUUUAUGCAGCAAGGAUGUGAUAUUUCUCCAAGGUCUCUCUCAGGGCGAAUCGUUGGAGGCGUUUGGUGGUUCUUCACCCUCAUCAUCAUCUCCUCCUACACUGCCAACCUUGCUGCAUUCCUCACCGUAGAAAGGAUGGUGUCCCCCAUUGAAAGUGCUGAAGACUUGGCUAAGCAGACCGAGAUAGCUUACGGGACUUUGGAUUCCGGCUCAACCAAAGAAUUUUUUAGAAGAUCCAAAAUUGCUGUCUAUGAGAAAAUGUGGUCGUACAUGAAGUCCGCAGAGCCCUCGGUGUUUGCCAAAACCACGGCCGACGGGGUGGCCCGCGUGAGGAAAUCAAAGGGAAAGUUUGCAUUCCUGCUCGAAUCCACCAUGAAUGAGUACAUUGAACAGCGAAAGCCCUGUGACACAAUGAAAGUUGGUGGGAACCUGGAUUCCAAAGGCUAUGGUGUAGCAACUCCUAAAGGCUCAGCAUUAAGAAAUGCUGUAAACCUGGCAGUAUUAAAACUGAAUGAGCAAGGCCUCUUGGACAAAUUGAAAAACAAAUGGUGGUACGACAAAGGAGAGUGCGGCAGCGGGGGCGGUGACUCCAAGGACAAGACAAGUGCGCUCAGCUUGAGCAAUGUGGCGGGGGUUUUUUAUAUCCUCGUUGGGGGCCUCGGCCUUGCCAUGACGGUGGCCUUGAUAGAGUUCUGUUACAAGUCUCGAGCCGAGUCCAAACGAAUGAAACUCACAAAGAACACACAAAACUUUAAGCCUGCUCCUGCACCCAAUACCCAGAAUUAUGCUACGUACAGAGAAGGCUACAACGUGUAUGGAACAGAAAGUGUAAAGAUCUAGUGGUCCAGCACUUAUCAUGGCUUGCAAAGGGAGGAACAACUGAGAUCCCCGGUUACUUCAGUGAUCCUGGUCACCUGAGCCAAUUUUAGUCUCUCCUGGGUGUCGGUUUUGACACAUUACUGAUGAUGGUGCAAUGAACUUUUCAUAGGAUUCUUUUUUUUUUCCUUCAGUGCCUUAACAGGAGAUUCUUAAGACUUUAGAAACAAUGCAAACCAUCAAAAAUAUUUUUGCUUUGCUUGAAAACAAACAAGAUGUGGCAAGAAACUAGUCCGUUCAGCAGACCAAUAUUCAUAACAGGCAGAGACAGAAAAGAAAAGACAUGAAAAAUAUUCUUGUAAAAAAAGAAGAUGAAGAUGAAGAAAAGAAAAAAAUAUAUCAGCAAGUUCAACAGAAGCCAUGCUUUGAUAGCACUGCACAGAAAAUAUGGACGACUUUUUGGGGGAAAGAAAGGGUUUUCAAGUCCCUUCUUUCUCUGCUUAUUAAAAUAUUAAGCUGUUCCUAA
Molecule: messenger RNA, 1687 nt
Organism: Python bivittatus (Burmese python)
Lineage: Eukaryota; Metazoa; Chordata; Lepidosauria; Squamata; Pythonidae
Source: RefSeq, a predicted model, not a curated record